ACCAUGGGUCAUGCAAUCUGGUGUUGUCUAUUACACAACUACACAAUGGUGUGUAACCUUUCUGUUAUAUUUACUAUGGACCUUGACACUAGACACACUGUUCGUCACACCCUGACAUAAAUUGACUGAAAAAGUCAAUCAGUUAUCAGUUAUUGUCUGACGAGGAAGACACAUCUUAGCCAUGGUGUCAACUGACAAUCUGACGACAUAUUUAUUAGAGGCAAUCUUGUCACACCUGGCCUUAAGCUGUGCUUUACUUCUGGCCACUCUUGCUGCCAUCCGUUGGUACAUCAGAGAUUCCUACAAGGUUGAUGGCUUCAGCCAGAAGCAUGUGUUCAUCACAGGCUGUGACAGCGGCUUUGGGAAUCUGCUGGCCAGGCAGCUGGAUGGAAAAGGCUUCCACGUCAUGGCUGCAUGUCUCACAGAGAAAGGUGCAGCAGGUUUGGCAGCAGCGUCCUCCCCCAGACUGAAGACCCUCAUGCUGAAUGUUACAGACAGUGCGAGUAUCAAGAGGGCGGUGGAGUUUGUGAGCAAAGAAGUCGGAGAGCGAGGUCUGUGGGGUUUAGUGAAUAAUGCCGGCAUGUCCGUCCCCAUUGGUCCAACAGACUGGAUGCAGUUGGAGGAUUUCACAAAGGUUUUAGAUGUGAAUCUGAUUGGACUUAUUGAGGUGACACUCCAGUUUCUGCCUCUGCUGAAAAAGGCCCACGGCAGGGUGGUAAAUACGGCCAGUAUUUUGGGCAGACUGUCUCUCACUGGUGGAGGAUACUGUCUGUCCAAAUGGGGAGUGGAAGCCUUCUCUGACAGCCUCAGAAGGGACAUGCAGCACUUCGACAUCAAAGUGAGCAUUAUUGAGCCGGGUUUCUUCAAGACAGGUGUUACCAGUCUAGAUCUUAUUGAAGCUGACCAGAGGAGGCUGUGGACCCGUCUCCCUCAAGAUGUUAAAGACUCCUAUGGAGACACAUACUUUGAUGACUAUGUGAAAGCUCAGGGAUUCUCGAUGGGCAUCUUGUGCAGUCCAGAUAUCUCCAAGGUGACCAGGUGUAUGGAACAUGCGCUGACAGCUCGCUUCCCACGCACACGUUAUGGUGCAGGCUGGGAUGCCAAGUUUUUUUGGAUUCCUCUGUCCUACCUCCCUUCUUUUGUGUCAGACUUUGUCAUCAAUGCGCUUCUUCCUUUACCUAAGGAUAAAAGACAAGUCUAACAGGCCCCUUGACUGAACAGUAUGACAAAUAAUUUUAUGAAAACGAUAACAUUAAAUAUAUUGUGACAAAGGUUAUUUUAAAAACUGCUAGGACUGUGUUACAAAAUAGGACAUUUAUUCAUUUCAUGUGUCAGCAGCAGCAAUUUAAUCCAUAUGGGCAUAUUGUGGAUGAUAACAGAUACAGUAUUUAUUUGUCCUCAUUAUGAUGCAAAAUAAAUCAUUCUGUAAAGUUAAGAAUUUAUUCACCAUGUUUAAAAAACAGCCAUUUACAUCUGCAUCCUCAGGUCAUGUGUUGCUUUUUCAAGAUAAUCAACUACAUCAAAUCAUUUCCAUGCAAAACAAACACAAGCAUGUUCAAGUAUUGCUCCAAACAAUUUUGGCCAUCGUUCCAAUAUCAUUACUAAAACAAUUUAUCACGUUGAGUCAAAGUCAUAAACUCAGGGAACAUAAUGCGUUUGAUUAAGUACGAGUAUGCUUUGCACACAUAUUUUAUGCAUCUGUUUAUACUGGAGCACAUAUCUUUGAAAAACUGAAUGACAUGAGUUAAAGUCCAAUUAUUAUCACUUUCUUUUGUUUAGUUUCCAGCCCUGAAAUGAGGUAUAUAAACAUGAAAGAUGAAGUAAAUACAUCUUCAGUUUUGUUCAGUGGCAAAAAAAUAUCAUUACUUAACACAUUUCUCUAAUAACCUUUGAUCACAAGUAUUGUACAUUCAGAAUGCAGCUCACUUUUUAUUAUCUGUGUAAUUGUGUUUGUUCAACUAUUCGAAGGAU
Molecule: messenger RNA, 1971 nt
Organism: Etheostoma spectabile (orangethroat darter)
Lineage: Eukaryota; Metazoa; Chordata; Actinopteri; Perciformes; Percidae
Gene: rdh1
Product: retinol dehydrogenase 1
Exons: 6
Coding region: 182-1201 (339 amino acids)
Biological process (GO): steroid metabolic process
Cellular component (GO): intracellular membrane-bounded organelle
Molecular function (GO): oxidoreductase activity
Source: RefSeq, a predicted model, not a curated record